GUUUGCUAUCCGUCUGUGUUACAGCCAAAGGAUUAUCUUGGCAAAUUAAUUAGAUAAAUAACUUAUCAGAUUUUGAGAAUUUAUUUUCGUAGGAAAUUGUCGUGAUUUUCUUACUUCUCCCUUCUCUUACUUAUUAGCUUUCUUUUCCCCUUUCUUUUUCCAUCGUCUGGACAGAGACAAGUCGUCGCUACUUUCCUUCUUCGCCCUCACAUUCGCUUCAUCUCACCUUUACUUUGAUCGGGUUGGAUACCUGAUCGUACGUUCCUUCAAUAGAAACCACGUUCCUUAAAUAAACAUCACUUACACUCUUUUGGCUUUGAAAGCUACUUACUAUCGCGUGAGUCCGACUUGAUUACUACCGCUGUUGACUUCAGAAAUCAUUGCGACGAACAAAAGUCGCGAUGUUGUUCAAAUCAGCCAAAACAAUGGGUCUAGCCUUCCUAGGAUCGCUCUUCUCGCCCGCAAGCACCACCUUCGUCAUUCAAUGCUACAGUCGUCUCGUCGAUGAGCGGGUUGAUCCAGUAGUCAGUUCUGGAAUUCUCCCUGCAUCUCAUGUGCAUGCGAUUGCCGGUGGGAGUGGCUUCAGCGCCAAUAUGACAUAUGCUGAUGCUCGUGCUGCGAAAUGUGGGACUUGCAAUGUGAAGGAGGAUUUGUCGAAUUACUGGACCCCGAAGCUUUACUACAAGGCUCAGAAUGGUAGUUUCAUUUCUGUGCCUAUUAAUGGAGAUGAUGGGUAUGGAAAUCUUGGAGGGAUGGCUAUUUAUUAUCUUCAACGUCCAGGUCCAGAUAAUGAUCCACUUGUUCCAUUCCCUGAGAAUUUUCGUAUGCUAGCAGGGGAUACCAAUCGACGAAGCUACAAUGACUCCUCGUUCGCAGACCGUGCUGUUAGUUUUCGAUGCACAGGAACUGAUCUUCAGACAAAUGGAUUCCCAAGCAUUAACUGCCCAGAUGGUCUUCGACUUCAGGUCACAAUGCCCAGUUGUUGGGAUGGGGUUAAUGUAACUUCAACCGAUUACAAAUCUCAUAUGUCGUAUCCUGCAGAUGGUGAUUUUGACGGUGGUCGCUGCCCAGCUUCGCAUCCCCAUCAUAUGAUGACCCUAUUCUUUGAAGUUACAUACCGUACUGAUCUUUUCGCCAAUGAGUGGUACGGCAAUUCUCAACCUUUUGUUCUUGCUAAUGGUGAUACCACUGGAUACGGAUUUCAUGGUGAUUUUGUCAAUGGCUGGGAUAUCCCGACACUCACAAAGGGAAUUGAUAACUGCCUUGACGGUGAACCCAACUGUCCAAGCGAGACCUUUACCUUUUACGAACAAUCUGACACCCAAGAAUGCAAACUUGCUCCUCUGAUUAACGAACCCGUAAGCGGUACGCUCUCUGCACUUCCCGGUUGCAACGCACCUUCUUCAGGCCCAGCGGAAUACAUACCACCUGCUUGUCCUCAAGAUGUAGCUUUAGCAAAGUCGCUCCAGGCUCCCCCUUCCCGUUUUAACCCUGCGGCAUCCAAAGCCCCCUCGCUCCCAGUCGGCAUCGUCGAUUUGAGUACCUCCAAAGGCUGGACCUAUCUCGGAUGUGGAACCGAUGACGCUGGAAACCGAACGUUGAACGCUGAUUGGGAAGGAAACAGUUCCAUGACUAUCGAAAGCUGUGUGGAUUUCUGUACAUCCAAGGGCCAUACAUAUGCAGGAAUGGAAUUUGGAAGUCAAUGUUACUGCGACAAUGCUCUAUCUGGAGACCGGGCACCUGUGGCUGGUAUGCUAGGUGACUGUAUCAUGCCAUGCGCAGGAAACAGUGCCGAGAAAUGCGGUGGUAGUGCUGCAAUCACACUCUAUCAGAAGUGUGGUGCAAAUGGAUGCGCUGCCUCGAGUGUAGCAAAAACUGUUUCUACUCGAUCGCAGAGCAAGAUGAGAAGCAGGGUUAUGAAGGGUCUGGGUAUCUAGAGGAGAUGUGAAUUCAUAACGAUGUUGACGUCGAAUAUGUUUUCAGUUCGAUAGAGAUGUGACGCAUGGAGGAAAUAAGGCAGACUUACACUUCUCGUAAAUAGAUUACACCUUUCCAGAGCCCGUACGCACUUGCGAUGACUUUUGAAAUGGUAAAUACGUACGAAUUAUGAGAAAAUGACAUACAUUUCCCGUACAUUCCCCGAAUGUAAAUUCUUGAUCUUGUAUGAUUACAACAAUCGCGACCAGAUACAUAAAUCAAACAAUUCAAUAUCAUCGACUCUUGGCAGCUGUUCCUCUUAAGGGAAAAGUCACGAAAUGAAAUUUCCAUGAGCAAUACCGGGAGUUGCAAUGUGAACGGAGAAUAAGUGUGAGAUAUAUCA
Botrytis cinerea B05.10 is the source of this 2320-nucleotide messenger RNA. RefSeq lists its product as hypothetical. NCBI's taxonomy places the organism in Eukaryota, Fungi, Ascomycota, Leotiomycetes, Helotiales, Sclerotiniaceae. Bases 402 to 1937 code for a protein of 511 amino acids. The transcript has 3 exons. The record is from RefSeq and is a predicted model, not a curated record.